Messenger RNA from Ananas comosus (pineapple), 2493 nucleotides. RefSeq names its product ubiquitin carboxyl-terminal hydrolase FAM188A. Bases 337 to 2184 code for a protein of 615 amino acids. NCBI's taxonomy places the organism in Eukaryota, Viridiplantae, Streptophyta, Magnoliopsida, Poales, Bromeliaceae. Gene Ontology annotation, biological process: protein K48-linked deubiquitination. Gene Ontology annotation, molecular function: K48-linked deubiquitinase activity; cysteine-type deubiquitinase activity. The record is from RefSeq and is a predicted model, not a curated record. The transcript has 7 exons.
AGUAGAGAAUUUUCCGUUCGCCCCGAAGGUUUUAAUAUUUUAGCGCUCCGAUCCCUUUUCUCGGCUCCUUCCCCACCCUUCGUCGCGCGUUCGCCUCUUCUUCAAACCUCUCCCCUUUAUCUCCCUCGCCCCAUAUUCCUUUCCCCUCUUCUCUAGGCUCUGUGAUCUCUCGAUACGUGCUCCAACGCAGUGUGAUGAGCGAUCCAAUCGGGUUGAUUCGACCCUCGUUGUCCCAAUCCAUCGGUCCCUCGCAUCGGUGUUUCCGCGGAAACCCUAGGUUCUGAUUUGUUAGGGUUUCGCUCUGAUUUGCGGGAUUCGGCGUUGUUUCCUGUUGCAAUGACGCAUCGGGAGGACGAGGAGCUGGAGAUGGCCCUGCGAAUGAGCCUACAGGGCGCGCCACCGGAGGCGAAGCGGAGCAAGCCGCGGGAGAGCGCGGAGGAGUCUGUGGAGGCGAGGAACCGGAGGAUGCAGCGGGAGCUCAUGGCUGCGGCGGCGGAGAAGAGGAUCAGGGCGGCGGCGGAGAGCAGGAACCUCAGCCCCGCGCGGCCGAUGACGGCGGGGGGUGAGGAGGAGGAGGAGGAGGAGGAGGAGGAGGAGGCGAAAGGGAAGAGCGGCGCGGUGGUGGUGGAAGUUCCUGUGGUGUCGGGAGCCGAACCGGAUAGUUGUCGGUCGGUGAAGGUAGAGGAGGGAGAACGAAGGGUUGUGGAUGCUGGGGAGGAGUUGUCUCCUUCGGUCGCGAAUGAGUUGUUUCUGAUGAUGUUUGGUAGCGGCGUGUCCAAGGAUGUGCUGGCGCAGUGGAGCAAUCAGGGUAUCAGGUUCAGCUCUGACCCAGAAACUUGCAUGGGUCUGGUCCAACAUGAGGGAGGUCCUUGUGGUGUCCUGGCAACCAUACAGGCUUAUCUCCUCAAGUAUCUUUUGUUUACUCCUGAUGAUUUGGAUAAACGAUUUCAGCGUAGUUUUCAUGCUGCAACUGAUAAUUUUGCUUCUAUAACAGAAGAGAGAAAGGCAAGAGCUUUGGUUGACAGUAUGGUAGAAAUAUUAUUCUUGUGUGGAAGUGGAAAAAAUGCUGUGGUUGCAUUUCUUGGAGGUCUAAGCCUUGAUGUAGAUGGUGGAUGUGAAGCUGAUAAGAAUGAGGCCAUUUCCAAGGUUUUAGAAGGUCUUUCAAUUGAAUCAGCUUCAGAUUUUCACAAAGUUCUUCGAGUCAAAAGAUACACUUCAUGGAAAACUGCUUUUGAUCAUCUUAUGUCCGCACUUCCUCUAUUUCAAAGUCGCAUGGGAGCAAUGCUAUUCCUUAUAUCUGCUCUACUUUCACGAGGGCUGGAUUCCAUCCAAGCUGACAGGGACGAUCCCAGCUUACCACUGGUCACAGCUCCAUUUGGGCAUGCUUCACAGGAAAUCGUGAAUCUACUUCUCUGCGGCCAGGCUGUUCCAAAUGUCUUUGAUGGCAGGAUGGAUCUCGGCGGGGGCAUGUUCCUUAAAGGCAUACCCACUGCAGUCGAGGUAGGAUUCCUUACCCUGUUGGAAUCCCUAAACCUAUGCAAAGUCGGUCAGAGCCUAAAACACCCAAAAUGGCCAAUUUGGGUAGUUGGCAGUGAAUCUCACUACACCGUCCUUUUCGCCCUUGACCCCUCUGUCCAAGAAGAGAAUGAGCUCGAACAACGUGAAUCAAGAAUCAGGAAAGCGUUCGACAGCCAAGAUCAAAGCGGAGGGGGUGGAUUCAUCAGUGCCGAGGGUUUUCAUCAAGUAAUAAAGGAGGCCAAUAUUAAUUUCCCUCCCGAAAAGAUUGAGAAUUUGUGUAGUACAGGAUUCAUUGUAUGGAGCGAGUUUUGGCAAUCCUUGCUCGAAUUGGAUAAAAACUUGGGCGGUCUGAAAGAUCCCAGUGGUUUAAUGGGAAAGAAGCAGUUUGAUUUAUACCACUUCAAUGGAAUUGCAAAGUCUGUGCUGAACGGGGCUUUAACUGCCGGAGGGGAAAGCCCGGCACAAAGGCCGAGACUUUGUAAGUUGCAUGUGGCGGUCCCUCCGAGGUGGACCCAAGAAGAGUUUCUCGCUGACGUGGCAACUGCUUCUUCUAGUAGUGAGAAGGAUAGUCAGGUUUCUCAGCACGCACCUUUGGUGGAUUGCAUUAAAACGCGGUGGCCACGCGCCAUUUGUAGCUGGAUUGGAGAUUCACCGAGUAUUGUAUGAAGAGAUCUUGCCAUGCUUUACUAUAACUCGUCCAGGUCGUUGGCCCAACAUCGUUGUUCCGCUUGAGUAUAGAUAGCAUUGCAACUAUAUGAGGGACAUUUGUUGUAAUUUUAUCAGCUUAAGUUAUUUUCUUUAUUGUAUUAUUAUAUUGAAAUUGUGAAAUUUUAAACUACAACCGUGAGUUCCCCCCACUGCCGGAUUCUCCCAGAUUGUUUCUACAAUUUCUUUUGGCUUUACUCGGUAAUUUUUGGUCCAGUAUAGUGUAGUUUGCUAACACGUUCUUAGCCACAUAUUGAUGUUAUUGUUUAA